AUGGAAGAACCAGAAAUCAUCGCCUAUAUUUCAACAGAAUAUGAAUCGCUGCAUGACAUUGCUUGUCUAGAAAAUGGACAGGCUUGGGUAAAUGGUGGAGGAAUAAUGACAAGACUAGAUAUAAAGGGAAAUGUACUUGAAAAAAUUAGCACAGCUAAUAAAUGUCCCGCGAAUGGACUAGCUGUCAACGAUGAUGGAGAAUUAUUGUAUUCAGAUUACAAUGAAGAAAAAAUAUAUCUGGUAAAACAUGGAAAACCCAGAACUCUGAAUAAAACGCAAUGGGGACCAGGCGGAAUCUGUUUGAGUGGAUCCGGAAAAAUCAUGGCUGUUACAUGUGAAGAGAGAAGGAGAUUAUUUCAAGUCGAAGUCUUUGACGGGAAGAACGGAGGUUACAUCAAACGAUUUGAACUCUUGGAACUUAAAGGAGGUCGUUAUCUUACAUUUUACAUUGCAGAAAAUAUAAAUCGCGAUAUAUGCAUUGCAGACCUAAACGCCAAAAUCGUUGUUGUUUUUAACCGAGAUGGCAACCUUCGUUUUCACUACAGAGGGAGAAACCUUCUUCAAAAUUUUGAUCCACAUUACAUCGCAACAGAUAGUCAGGGACAUAUUCUUGUUUCUGAUAAUGGAAAUCGUUGUGUCCAUAUUCUUAGCUCAGAUGGAGAAUUAAUCUCUGUCCUAGAUAAGCUUGGAUUAGAAGAUCCACGCGGAAUUAGCAUUGAUAAAGAAGACAAACUAUGGGUUAUUGAAAAAUCAGGAAGGAUUAAAGUCAUACAAUAUUUGAAAUAA
Molecule: messenger RNA, 786 nt
Organism: Saccostrea cuccullata (small rock oyster)
Lineage: Eukaryota; Metazoa; Mollusca; Bivalvia; Ostreida; Ostreidae
Product: tripartite motif-containing protein 3-like
Exons: 1
Coding region: 1-786 (261 amino acids)
Biological process (GO): protein polyubiquitination; negative regulation of translation; proteasome-mediated ubiquitin-dependent protein catabolic process
Molecular function (GO): ubiquitin protein ligase activity; protein binding; translation repressor activity
Source: RefSeq, a predicted model, not a curated record